CUUGCAUGAGCUGCUGUGACCUGAAAUGGUCACAAUUUAACUCAUUCUGGUGAGUGGAGCACAUCAAUCUAGCUAGGAGAGAAAACAGCUGCAACUGGCCAUUGUCUCUCUACAACUGUUUGACUUCCUGAUUAUAUGUUACUGAAAGAAUCAGUUCCCCAGACAUUAAAUGUAGUCUAGCUUUAGCGGCUUCAAAUGUUGAUUUCUUGAUCCUUAGGGAAAAAAUAAUAUAUAUAUUUAAUAGUGAAUUAUUGUUCCAGACCAUGGGACUCGGUAACAGCGGCCACUGAUGAAAAGGCCUUGGAGAUGAUAUGCAAGGAACGAAAUAACCUGGUCAAAUUACUUCAAAACAAUGCUGGUAAGGUGGCCAGUUGGUGAUCACACAGCAGGACUACCAUCGAAUCAACAAAGGAAAGGAUGCAGAGGACAAAAGAAGAAUAUUGUUGGAUGUGAUCCAGCGGAAGGGGGAAGUGACCUGUAAGCAAUUUCUGGAGAGUUUACAAAGCCUGUUUCCUGAUUUCCAACAGCACAUACAAUACUCAGGACAGGCCACUUUCGAUCUCUAGGCUUCUACUCCCUGCUCUGCUGGCAGGGCAUUGGGCAGCACCCUUUCCAGACCACCUGGGUGCAGGAGAUCAAGGAGGAGGGCAAGAGACUAGGCCUCGGAUGCAGCGACUGAGGCGGAUGCUGAGGAGGAAGGCCGGGCUGGUGGCUCCGGAGCCGGUAGGGAGCAGCGGCCGGCUUUCCCAGGAGGAGAGCGGCCCCUCUGUCCCCGCGGGCGGGGAAGAGGCCAGUGGCCAGGCGAGGAGGAGGAGCUCCCUGGCUUUCUGGAGGAGGAGGAAGACACCAGCUCCCUUAGCAUGCCCUGAGGCCCCUUCUGGUCCCAAAUGGAGGUGGCCCAGGGUGAUGCUAUGUAGGAGGGACCCAGGAGAGGGUGGGUGCCUGGGAAGGCGGCUCUGCAGCUUCCUUUACAGGAAGCAGAGGAGCCAGGAGCCGCGCCCCAGUGCCCAACCGGAGCCAUCCACCAGCCUGGCCACUGAGGAGCCCCCAGCCAGCCCAGAGCAGGAGCUGGGUGACUCUGGCACGGGGACCAGCAGCUCCUCCUUCUCCCGAGGGGCCAGCAGCCCCUCCGUGGGGUCUGAGAGCCCUGAGGCUGAAGGCUCCCUCUGUGCAGUUCAAAGCCUCCUCAACCGGCAUCUUAUUGAAUAUAUCCAGAGCUCUUCCAGGCAAUUUUGCGGCCGAUCUGGUCAUCUUGUGAGCUUCAGGGAUUUGAUGGAGUGUGCACAGUCUCUCAAAGAGACCCUCAGUGCCCAGCUGGAGGAGGAGGAGGAGGAGGAGGAGGAUGUGUCCCCUGAACAAGACACCAUCAGGGUCAUCCAGCAGCACCUCCAGGGCAGAGCUGAGUGGGUGGAGGACAGGGCCAAACAGCUCCGCUUCCUCCAUGCUGUCCCACGUCUGUGCUUCUCGGCACAGCAGCAGGGGUGGGACACUCUGGAGCCGCACUUCUCCAAAGCGGCCCUUGUGGAGAGCAUUGCGGAGCUGAUUGAAAAUCUGCCCAUGGCAUCUGAGCCGAGCUCCAUCGUCUCCAGCUCCAUGGCCGCGGUUUGCAGCCUCAGCAAACUGAAGCCACCACUUGCCCUGGAGCUGGAGUCACGCCUCCUGCGGGCUCUACUCUACACUAUUUUUACCAUGGGCACUGGGCAGGACACCACCCACUUCCAGGCUCUGCACAACACCUACUUAGAGAGCCUGGACAGCAUGCUCGGGGGCCUGCUGGCAGAGACCCCCACCACGGACAAGCUGCAGCACCUCUUGGAGCACCUCCAUUUCUGGCUCGACUCCAGAAACACCCAGGAGAGAGCUAGGGCCAUACGGAGCAGCGCUGCCCUGCUCCGAUUUGCCACCUCCCUCUCCGGAUUUGACACCUCCUCCGAUUUCCCCAAGGCGGGAAACUUUGUGCUGCAGCUGGGUCUCUGCAUCUCUGACCCAGCCGAUGACAUCAGCCGGCAAGCCAGGGAUGGGAUCUAUUGGCUGCAGAGGCUCCUGCUGCAGAGGAGGGGGCUGAACAUCAGAGAGGAGAGCGAUCUGUGGUGUCGGGACGGGCUCCAAGACACCGAGCGGCUGGCGUACAGGAACAUGGCCAGGGUGGGGGAGGUCUUUGGAGAGAUCUUCACGGAAGGCCAGAAAAGAUCUUUCCUCCAGGCAGCGCUUCUGGCCAUACAUGACCCCGAGAUCCGUGUCAGCCAGGCUGGGCUUGUGCUGACAUAUUCUAUCCUGGGGGAAGCCGGCCAGCUGAUUGGGAACGAGCAGGAGGACGUGACAGCGACGAUCAUGGCGCACCUGUUCUACAUCCGGUGCCUGCGCCAGGUGCCCAAAGCGCUGCAGGGGCUGUGCUCCGUGGGACAGCCUUGAAGGGCCCCCCCUUCCCAUGCCCAGAAGCUCCCACUCCCUGCCGCAGGAAGGGAGUCCCCCGAUUAGGGGUCUCUAGGGAUCCAGCUGGGCAGUGCCUAGGAGAACCUGUAAGUCAUCCUGGUUCCCGCCUGCAUGCACCACCCUGUCCUGCGCUGCCCUCCGGUUCUUCACUGUUGACUCUGGUUUGACCCUUGGCUCCGGUCUCUGAUUAUGACUUUGGCGUGACCCUUCUUGGCUCCAGAUGUUGCCUGCCCACCUUGAUUCCAUAUCUCCUUGCCCUUCUUUAGCCCCGCUCCAGGCCCUCCACUGACCCGCUCCAGCAUUGCCUUCUCCUCCUGAUCUUCCCCAACCACUCGGACGUUGACUACCCGGCUUUGACCCUCGGCCUGUAUCUGGACUCUGGCUUGACAUUGACUUGGCUGAUCUUUGCUCUCUGACUACCGGGCUAUGACCUUUGGCAUGGAUUUAGACUCUGGCCCUGGUUCUGCUUCUGCUUUGUCGAUGGACUCUGAUCUCGGUUUUGACCCUGGUGUGUCCCUGGACCUUGAUUCUAGCACCACUCUUAGCCUCGGCACAAUCCUGCACCUUGCUGCGACCUGCGCUCCAACCCCUGGGCAUCAUUAUCAGAUGCAGUACGUGACAUUAGGUGGUGCAACUUUUUGGAGAAAAGCAGGCUCUCCGCAAGUCAGUGGCCUGUAUGCAACAGGGACACACCACACCAGGUGUGAACCAGGGCCUCACUACAUGAGCCUGGCCCGAUGAUGUCCCUGCUGGAGUUGCGCAAUGGAAAUGACUGAAAAUGUCGGGGUUCCUUGAACCAGCCUCUGCCCCUGGACCUACUCCACCUUCUUGACUCGGACACCCGGCAUUCCUGAUCAAUACCCGGAUUACAUGGAUACCUUUGAAAGAAAUGGGGACUCGUUGCCUCUGCACCGGGACUAUGACUGCCCUCUUGACCUGCAACCUUGGUUGAAAGUUGCCUUCACCAGUAUUUACACAUCGGUGGAACCAGAAUUAGUGGCUCUCCCUGCGUACAGGCCUGAAUACCGGUCCUAAGAGUUUAUGAGCAAAUAAGCGUUUCCCACAGGUGCCCAGGCCCUUUUGGGGAAGAAGAAAUGUGGGACUCUACUAUGUCUCUCUUUAGACAAUCAGCCCCUGAAAAAAAUGAUCGUUUGGAACCAUAACCCCCUGCUGGGAAUCCCACAAUUGUUGGCUCGCAGGAAAUCUGCAAAGUUGUUCAUCAAACUUCAUCUGUGAGGAUUUCCAAUCUAACACUCAUUUGGGCAGGGGACAAAUGGAAGGCAGAUUUCAAAGCACACUAUGGACAUUUUAACUGUCAGACAUGCCAUUUGAGCUAACUAACGGUCCCCUGCCCUUGCAACACUUCAUCAGUGAUGUAUUUGGGGCCAUUGUGGAUCCGCACAGUGUCAUCUAUUCAGGUGACAGACUUCUUUUUUUUGAGAACCGAGAGCAGCAUGCGCACCACACCUGAACCUGGAGAGGUUUCGGCAGCAUGGUCUCAGCACAGAAUUGGAAAAGCGUACCUCCGGCCAACUCUCCACAGAGUUUUUGGGGUACGUCCUCUCCCCGGAAAAUGUUACGAUUGAUCCAAAUAAGGUGGAAGCCAUUCAUAGAUGGGACGAAGUUUGAAGUCCUCAAGAAGACCAUCGUUUCCUAGACUUCACCUGCUUUACUGCUGCUUCGGCCCAGGGUUCUCAGAGCCAAUAACCCCCACGAGAGCUCUCCUCCACAUAAUGGCCACGUUCGUUUGGUCACCCAAGUUCCAAAAAGCCCGCAAACAGCUCACAACUGCCUUCACUACUGCACCUAUUUGGAGGCUCAGCGCUCAUCCUGGAAGUAGACGCAUCUACUAUGACCACCAGGGCCUGCUUCAUUUGCUGGUGCCAGAUGUGUGCUGAAAUUCAGACUUAGCUUGACUGAGGUGACUUCUGCGCUUUCACCAAGGCACCACGCACCAAACUCCUUGGCAUUUCAGGCCUCUGGAGACCCUGCCCUGGCCAUGGGCAGCCAUUGCCAGGAAUUUUACCGAAUCAAAUGGCCACAUGAUGGAACUGACUCUCAUAGAUCACCUGACCACGAUGGUGCGCUUCAUCCUCUUCUGAACAUGUACUGUCGAUUGAGAGGACAGAUCAGUUCUGAAUUUGCAAAGGCCAAUGAAACCUUUAUUUUGCUAAAUGUAGAUUUCCCACUGAUUUCAUGUCAUGCUACAAAUGACCUCUCCGAAAUUCCCAGCUAUCGACCUGGGUCAACAAAUCCAUCACAUGCAAGAAGAAUGA
Molecule: messenger RNA, 4709 nt
Organism: Chelonia mydas (Green sea turtle)
Lineage: Eukaryota; Metazoa; Chordata; Testudines; Cheloniidae
Product: maestro heat-like repeat-containing protein family member 1
Exons: 15
Coding region: 667-2412 (581 amino acids)
Cellular component (GO): cytoplasm
Source: RefSeq, a predicted model, not a curated record